Dothidotthia symphoricarpi CBS 119687 is the source of this 543-nucleotide messenger RNA. RefSeq lists its product as uncharacterized. NCBI's taxonomy places the organism in Eukaryota, Fungi, Ascomycota, Dothideomycetes, Pleosporales, Dothidotthiaceae. The transcript has 3 exons. Bases 1 to 543 code for a protein of 180 amino acids. The record is from RefSeq and is a predicted model, not a curated record.
AUGCCCUCCCUCCUCACCGCAAUCACCUGCCUGCUUGCCCUCAGCAUCAACCUUAUAUCUGCCGCGCACGCUGGCUUCCACGUCCAGUUUCCAUGGUCGUCACGCGCUCCAAACCCCAGGACUCGGCCAGAGAUAGAUCGGUACAACCCUUUCUGCGGGGAGAUAGUGCACAACCCCCAACGAUACUCCCGCCGCUCCCGCGGUUUCCUCUCCUUUUCCGGUCAUCCUGGGGACCUUGUGACGGCCCUCUAUACCCGGCAAAGAGUGCCAAGGAAGAGAGACGACUUCCCUCACAUCAUCCUGCAGGAUGUGCCCAUCCAGCCUUCAGGUCAGCUAUGUGUGAACGUCACGAUACCAUUUCAGACUGAGGUCGACGAGAUGGGAGUCAUGUACUUCGAGGCGAGGGAUCCGAGGACGGGGAAUGUGGAACACUAUUGCUCGGACGUCAAGAUGGCUAACAUAGAGGCUCUGCCUGAGGAACAUCCGGCUAUGUGUGCGGCUAACAACGAGACGCUUAUCCCGAUGCCGGAUGAGUACCUGUAG